UUGAAAGUUUAAGACGAUGGUGGACGUAACAGCUGGCUUGGGCAGUUUUUCUUUUGAGACUGGACUGACCGAGGAGGAGAAAGAGUUUAUACAUCUUCGUGCACGCGCCGCUGGCCUGACAUUUUGCGGGUGCGCGCACGCGGUGUUCCUGUGCAAACUCGCGCAAUCGCUGAGAUGUAUGAUCCGAAGUCGCACUGCAAACAGAGGCUCACUGGCAUCUAAAGAAGACAGAGACCUCUGUGUUGGGAUUCUGGGGAUGGGUCACCUUGGAAAACAGUUGCUCAAGUCCCUCCUUGAAAAGCACAGCAUCAAACCUUCAAACAUUAAGAUCUCCAGUAGAAGACCAGAAUCUACAGUGGAAUUUAUGCCGGCCGGGGUUGAAUGUUUCUUCAACAACAGCAGACUGGCAGCAGAGGCAGACAUAUUAUUCCUUUGCUGUCUGCCCUCUGACCUCCCUAAAGUUUGUGCUGAUCUCCGCUCUAAUCUAUCAAAGCACUGCCUUGUGUACAGCUUCACUUCAGCUGUGCCUGUCUCGAGAUUGGCACAGCUUCUUGGACAUGACUUUAUUCUCAAUCCUCAGUAUGACUUUGUGACUGGUGAUGCUGCAGAAGUGUGGCGGUCCUGCAUUCAUUUAAAAACAGUCUUAACUGAUCCUUUGUUGAUAAGGGCUUCCUGUCCUCUUACAGGGAGUGGCGGCAUUUCUCUGGGUCUAAACUGGGUGUGUGCAGCGUUGUACAGCCUGCUAAAUAUCUGCACCGUGGCCAGACUGGGAUCUAGUGAUGCUCUCUGUCUGAUCAACAAAGUCCUUCAAGAGAAAGGGACUCACGCUGUGGAAUUAAAUGCACAGAAUUUCAUAAGUGCAUCAUGUGCAUCUUCUCUUCUAUCAGGGGAGCCCUUCCCCUGGAUUUCUCUCACUGAUGCCCAGACCAAAGACACCCCACUGCAGUGCUUUCUAUCAAGAGACAAACCUAUGAGACAAUGCAUCUCUGCAGUUUACAAGUUACUGAUGCAAGAUUAGACCACACCAUCUCUGAGUAUCUUCCAAGAUAUUGUCUUUGUAAAACAGUAAAAAGCAGAAAUUGUCAACAUCUCCUUCAAUACAUUGCAAUGCUUUGUAAAUAAAAUCAGUUCAUGGAAGAAGAAAAAAAAAAAAAAA
Labrus bergylta (ballan wrasse) is the source of this 1156-nucleotide messenger RNA. The record is from RefSeq and is a predicted model, not a curated record. Lineage: Eukaryota; Metazoa; Chordata; Actinopteri; Labriformes; Labridae.